Molecule: messenger RNA, 479 nt
Organism: Staurois parvus
Lineage: Eukaryota; Metazoa; Chordata; Amphibia; Anura; Ranidae
Source: the annotation of a GenBank genome assembly
AUGGGCCCCUAUACCGCCUCCUCAUGCUGCUGCCAGGCCCGUAAUCUGCCAUGGGCCCCUGUACCGACUCCUCAUGCUGCUGCCAGGCCCGUAAUCUGUCAUGGGCCCCUGUACCGCCUCCUCAUGCUGCUGCCAGGCCAGUCCAGAGUGUGUCAUGGGUCCCUGUACGGCCUCCCAUUGCUGCUGUCUCUAUCGCCACACUCUGCCAUGUGCCACUUUCAGGUCUCCUCACACUGCUGGUGGUUUCCAUUUUUGUCAUAGGGUGCUGUAUGGCCUCCCAUUGCUGCUGCCUCCACCGCCACACUGUGGCUCCACACUCUGGUUUUGGCCCCGUGACUGCCCAAAUGAGUGAAGUGUGCGGUGAUUCUAAGAUCGACGGCACUCAUCUGCAUGUCAUACUGACUGACAGUAUUAUUUCUCUUCCCCAGCAGACUCCAAGGGCAUUUAAAUUAAAGGUACAGUGUUCUGCACUAAUAUUA